Messenger RNA from Ochotona curzoniae (black-lipped pika), 5951 nucleotides. It is a transcript of the gene MLLT10, whose product is annotated as MLLT10 histone lysine methyltransferase DOT1L cofactor. Gene Ontology annotation, cellular component: nucleus. The coding region runs from base 1444 to 4296 and encodes 950 amino acids. Gene Ontology annotation, molecular function: histone binding; nucleosome binding. The record is from RefSeq and is a predicted model, not a curated record. Gene Ontology annotation, biological process: regulation of transcription by RNA polymerase II. Lineage: Eukaryota; Metazoa; Chordata; Mammalia; Lagomorpha; Ochotonidae. The transcript has 21 exons.
AGCAGCCAGGACAUGACCUGGUGCCCAUAUGGGAUGUUGGAACAUGGAGAGGGAGGAUUAACCAAUUGAGACAUGUUGGUCGCAGAAUAUGGAUUUCUUAACCAGUUAGUUUAAGUGCCUACUUCUAGAGGAAAUAGUUUGUAAGUAGAGUUAACUAUCUGUGCUUCUGAGGAAGUUUUCCCUGCCCCGGUUUUCUUCCACAAGUGUUUCUUUUAAAGGUUUAUUUAUUUGAAAAGCAGUGGCAGAUCGUCCAUCUGCUGAUUGACUUCCUAAUUGGCUAUCACAGCUGUAACGUGGUCAGGAACUCCAUUCGGGUCGCCACGGGCAGCAGGGUCCAAGCACUUGAGCUAUCUAUCAUCUGCUGCUUUCUGGGCACAGGAUCAGAGGCAGAGUAGCAGGGACUCACACUGGCAUUCUGAUGGGGGAUAUAGACGUCCUUGUUGUGGCUUAACCUGCUUAUUGUAGUGCCUGGCUUCCUCCCAAGGUGUUAUUUUGUUUGGUAUUUUCUAUUUUCAGUCUGUCCUUUUGACUUGAUUUUUUCCCAUUCUGCUCAUAGACAUUUUUGAAUCUUCAUGUGGAUUCUGCCCCCUUUAUAUUUUCAUCCUUUUUCCUUUUCCCUAGCAAACAUCUUAGAAGAAUAAAACCUCAGUUAAUAUCUCCACUUUUCCAGCUACCUUUUGUAUUUUAGUCACUCAGUUAUGCUUCAUGAUUGAGAUAGAGCUUAGCUGUCAUUAUAACCAAUAAUAUGUGAAAUUGGCAUUUGCUGUAGCGCUUUCAUCAUGGACAUUGUCCACCUCGUUUUGUGUGCCUUAGCACACACUUCUGUGUUCAAGAAGUUUUUUUUUUUUUUUUUUAAGAUCAUUUUGGAUCAGGAAAAUUAUUUCCCUUGAAAAUUUCUGGUAUGUUUCUUCCCUUUUUAUAUAUUUAUUAAACUCAUUCUGGUUUUCUUUUUUCUGGGCUACCAGGUAGCCCAGAUAAAUCUGGCCUUAAGUAACUGCAGCUGUGUAAAUCUUGCCACUAGUGUAUUUGUUUCCUCAUCCGCCUCCUGCUGAGUUUAGGACCUCACCUCUUAUCUCUGUUUCUCUGCGUGUUGAUUUCAUUCUCUCAUACUGCAGACUCUCUACUCCAUGAGGCUGGAACCAUGACUACCGGCAGCUCUUGACUCUCCUCUUCCCAGACCCUUCUACCAGAAGAAGGGUUGUCUUGAAGAAUCCUGGGAAAGACUCUGAUUGGCCUGUCUUGGAUCAUGUACCCAUCAUCCCUGUGGCUGGAGUGGGGAGGGUAUGAAUGGCAACCUUCAAUAGAACUACAUAGUUGGAGUCAGGGAGAUGUGAACUGUGUCCCCAUAAGGAUGGAGCUUUAAAAAGAACAGAUAAUGGGGGUUGGGCUCAUGUGGUUUGUGCCCUGUAUAUCCCAGAGGUACAGUUUGCCAAUGUUGCUACAAUGGAACCAAUCGUUUUACAGUCUGUUCCUCAUGAUCGUUAUAAUAAGACUUGCUACAUUUGUGAUGAACAGGGACGAGAAAGCAAAGCAGCCACUGGUGCUUGCAUGACAUGUAAUAAACAUGGAUGUAGACAGGCUUUCCAUGUAACUUGUGCACAGUUUGCUGGACUACUUUGUGAGGAAGAAGGUAAUGGUGCAGAUAAUGUCCAAUACUGUGGCUACUGUAAAUACCAUUUUAGUAAGCUGAAAAAGAGCAAACGGGGAUCUAAUAGGUCAUAUGAUCAAAGUUUAAGUGAUUCUUCCUCUCACUCUCAGGAUAAACAUCAUGAGAAAGAGAAAAAAAAGUAUAAAGAAAAGGACAAACACAAGCAGAAACACAAGAAGCAACCAGAACCAUCGCCUGCACUGGUUCCAUCCUUGACUGUUACUACAGAAAAAACUUAUACAAGUACUAGCAACAACUCGAUAUCCGGAUCAUUGAAGCGGUUGGAAGAUACCACAGCUCGGUUUACAAAUGCAAAUUUCCAGGAAGUGUCUGCACACACCUCUGGUGGAAAAGAUGUUACUGAAACUAGAACAUCAGAGAGUAAAGGAAAGAAAUCUUCAGCUCACAACUCAGGUCAGCGGGGCAGAAAGCCUGGAGGCCGGAACCCUGGGCCUGCUGUGUCCGCUGCUAGCCCCUUUCCGCAAGGGAAUUUUUCAGGAACUCCAGGCAGUGUCAAAUCAUCUUCGGGGAGUUCUGUGCAGUCUCCCCAGGAUUUCUUGAACUUUACAGACACAGAUCUGCGUAAUGACAGUUACACUCACACCCAACAGUCAUCGUCAACCAAAGAUGUCCAUAAAGGGGAGUCUGGAAGCCAGGAGGCGGGGGUAAAUAGUUACAGCUCCUUAAUUGGUCUCCCGUCCACAUCAGCUGUUACAGCUCAGCCUAAAAGCUUUGAAAAUUCACCUGGAGAUUUGGGCGGUUCCAGCCUGCCCACAGCAGGAUAUAAACGGGCUCAGACUUCUGGCAUAGAAGAAGAAGCUGUCAAGGAAAAGAAAAGAAAAGGAAAUAAACAAAGUAAGCAUGGGCCUGGUAGACCCAAAGGAAACAAAAAUCAAGAAAAUGUUUCUCAUCUCUCAGUUUCUUCUGCGUCACCAACAUCAUCUGUAGCAUCAGCUGCAGGAAGUAUAGCAAGUUCUGGCCUUCAGAAAUCGCCUACCUUGCUCAGGAAUGGAAGUUUACAAAGUCUUAGUGUUGGCUCAUCUCCAAUCGGUUCAGAGAUUUCUAUGCAGUAUCGGCACGAUGGAGCUUGUCCAACAACUACUUUCUCAGAGUUGCUGAAUGCAAUACAUAAUGGUAUUUACAACAGCAAUGAUGUAGCAGUAUCAUUUCCAAAUGUAGUGUCUGGCUCAGGAUCUAGUACUCCUGUCUCCAGUUCCCAUGUACCUCAGCAGUCAUCUGGGCAUCUUCAGCAGGUGGGAGCGCUCUCUCCCUCAGCUGCAUCGUCUGCAACCCCUGCUGUUGCUACAACUCAGGCAAAUCCUCUGACUGGAGCCUCUCUCAGUCAGGCACCAUCUCAUAUGUAUGGCAGUAGAUUAAGUACAACUUCAUCCAUGGCAGCUCUUAUAGCUCAGUCUGAAAAUAGUCAAACAGAUCCAGAUCUUGGAGACAAUAGCCGCGGCCUGGUCGGCAGAGGAAGCUCACCCCGAGGAAGUCUCUCCCCACGAUCGCCUGGCAGCAGCUUACAGCUUCGCUAUGACCAACCAGGCAGCAGCAGUUUAGAAAAUCUGCCUCCAGUCGCAGCGAGCAUAGAGCAGCUUCUGGAGAGGCAGUGGAGUGAAGGGCAGCAGUUCCUGCUGGAGCAGGGGACUCCUAGUGACAUUUUAGGAAUGUUGAAAUCAUUACACCAACUACAAGUUGAAAAUCGAAGAUUAGAGGAGCAAAUUAAAAACUUGACUGCCAAAAAGGAGCGUCUCCAGUUACUAAAUGCACAGCUUUCAGUGCCUUUUCCAACAAUUACAACAAACCCUAGUCCGUCUCAUCAAAUUCAUGCAUUCUCAGCACAGACUGCCCCUACUACUGACUCUUUGAACAGCAGUAAGAGCCCUCAUAUAGGAAACAGCUUUUUACCUGAUAAUUCUCUUCCUGUUUUAAAUCAGGACUUAACCUCCAGUGGGCAAAGCACCAGCAGUUCAUCAGCUCUUUCAACCCCGCCUCCUGCUGGGCAGAGUCCAGCUCAGCCAGGCUCAGGAGUCAGUGGAGUCCAGCAGGUCAAUGGUGUGGCAGUGGGCGCGCUGGCCGGUGGGAUGCAGACUGUGACAUCUAGCCUUCCUGCUGUGUCUGCAGUGGGUGGAAUAAUUGGAGCUUUGCCAGGAAACCAACUGGCAAUCAAUGGCAUUGUGGGAGCUUUAAAUGGGGUCAUUCCAACCCCUGUCACGAUAUCCCAGAACCCAGCCCCUCUCACACACACAACUGUACCACCUAAUGCAACACAUCCAAUGCCAGCUACACUGACUAACAGUGCCUCAGGACUAGGAUUACUUUCUGACCAGCAAAGACAAAUACUUAUUCAUCAACAGCAAUUUCAGCAGUUAUUAAAUUCUCAACAGCUUACACCAGAACAGCAUCAAGCCUUUCUCUAUCAGUUAAUGCAACAUCAUCACCAGCAGCACCACCAGCCUGAACUGCAACAGCUGCAGAUCCCUGCGCCAACCCAGAUUCCCAUCAACAACCUUCUCGCAGGCACUCAGGCGCCCCCACUUCACACAGCCACUACCAACCCAUUUCUGACCAUUCAUGGAGAGAACCCAAGUCAGAAAGUCACACGACUUAGUGAUAAAACCGGGCCUGUGGCUCAAGAGAAAAGUUGACACUUGAAAAACAUCCAGAAAUCACCUCCCCUGCUGUUCUGGUACACUUCGUUGGCUGCUGCUGCAGUCUGUUUAUUACAGCUAUGAAGAAAUUCAACAAGAGACUAACCACACAACACAGGAUUACAAGCAUGUUCUUGUAAGGCUUUAAUUUUCUUAUUGCUCUGUUGCACCAACAUGGAAUUCCCGAACUUCCUGACCCCACAUCUUUUGAUCUUUCAAACAAAAUUUAGUAAUUCUGUCAAUGAAUUUAUAUGCAAUGAGUUUUUCCACCCAAAAAAAUUUUAUAGCAAAAGUAGAUGUGCACCAGCUACAUUAAAUUGGAAGUGUGAACAACAAAGCUAGACUUGUUCUGUUUACGAGCUACUUCAUUUUACAGACUGGAUAUGAAAUAGGAUCUUCUGUUCACAUUAAAAUAUACUUGCUCUCAGAGUCAGAUCUCAAAACAAAUUUCAAGGGAUUAAUUUCUUCUGGAGUUUCAUUGGUUAAAUAUUGCAAAUAUUUAAUAUAGAUCAUCAACUAGUACUUGGCAAUCUUUGUUUAAACAAUUUCCUUCUAAUGGGAUUUGGCCCAUUUUGGUAAUCAAGUUAGGAUGGUAUUGUCUGCUUCUGCUACUGGCAAUUUCCUUUUGCUAAGUGCUUUUUCUUUAGUGUUAGGACUAUUCAGAUUUUAAAAAGUCCUUGAGUUCUAAGGCUGCUGGGGGAAAUGAGGUCAAUGAAAGCAGAAGACUUCUUUCGGAAAGAGAGGCCACUCUGGACACUGCUGUGGGGUUGGCCUUCACAAGUGCCUGCAUUGUUGUGAUGGCUCCAGACAGCAGAGCCUGAGCUACGGGGAGUCCUCGGGAAGCAGCACCAGCAGCCUUCCCCAGGCUUCCGCCUUCACUGAAAACUUUCUAUGCCACUGUAGAUAGCUCAGGCAAAACCAGUACUUGGGUAUUUAUCCACUAAUGAAUCACAAGAAAAUGAAUGGACUUGGUAAGAAUAUAUAUUUGUUUCAUUUAAUCUUCUUCCCAUUGCUGACCAUUUAAACAAGUCAACAAAACAACCAACCCAACCAACACAAACACACCACUACCUUCCUGGAACAGGUGAGACCUAAAUUACAGCCUGUCUACUUUGGGUAGCCACGCUCUUGCUGUGAGAUAUGGCAGAGGGGUAAAUUAAACAACUGGGGAUGUGAUCAUCGGACUGUUCUUAAUGUGUGGAUUAUUAGUGGAAAAGACCCAGCUAUAAUUAGACCUCCACUGUGUGCUUAGCUGGAAGAACAUGUUAAUUCUGCAAUAUGUCUCUUGGUUAAACAUUGCACAGUUCUUACCUCAUUUCUGUAAAUAAAGUUUUGUGAAUCUGUUUUGUAUUGUGAAAAAUUCAUAAGAUAACAUUGAUAUUUUGAUUUGUAAUAUUUCUAAUUGGUAGAUUUAAUGGAAAAUUAAAAUUAAUUUAUUUUUAUAUGUUCUGGGGAAUUUUAAACAAAGUCAGAUCUUUUGUAGAUAAUUUAAAAAAAAUCAGUGUGGUUUAUUUUACUUCUUUAACCCACUGGUUGUUAUUCUGUAACAAUUUGUACAAAUGGUAAAUUUUGAAGGUGUUAUUUUACCUAGAUGUAAAAUUCCACAUGUAUCAAAAGAAAAUGUACAAAGUUUUGUUAAUAAAAUUUAAUAA